Molecule: messenger RNA, 2125 nt
Organism: Dendrobium catenatum
Lineage: Eukaryota; Viridiplantae; Streptophyta; Magnoliopsida; Asparagales; Orchidaceae
Product: pectin acetylesterase 5
Exons: 13
Coding region: 136-1425 (429 amino acids)
Molecular function (GO): hydrolase activity
Source: RefSeq, a predicted model, not a curated record
GGUGAGAUCCGAGCCACCUACUUCCAUGUUUCUUUUUCUUUGUCGAUAGAAAAGAUCAAAGAAGGGUGAUGCAUCCGAGGAAUUCAAGGCAUAGCUGCAGCUGGCGGUCUCACUGGAACCCCAUCGGUUGCUUGGAUGGCGAUUCACCGCAUUCGCCUCUGGUUCCGGCGGUGGUGGGGAAGGAAUCGGGUGACGCUGGCCGGAGGAUGCGCUGUCGUCAUACUUGCCGUCAUCUUUACUGUCCACUAUUGGGAGCAUGAAGAAGGGAGAGCGGAAGGACGAGGUGUCCAAGACCCUGUCUUCAGAUCACUAGAACCUCCACUUGUUGAUCUCACUUUGUUGAGAAAAGCCAAGGCUGAGGGUGCUCUUUGCUUGGAUGGGAGUUUACCUGGGUAUCAUCUCCUCAGAGGUGAAGGAUCCGGAUCUGACAAAUGGGUUCUUCACUUGGAGGGUGGAGGCUGGUGUAAUAAUGCAGAAUCAUGUGCUUCACGUGGAAGGACAGCGUUGGGAUCAUCAAUGUACAUGGAAGCAAUGCAUUUUGUUGGCAUAUUGAGCCCUUACCCAUCUCAAAAUCCAGAUUUUUUUAACUGGAAUAAAGUUAAGGUGCGGUACUGUGAUGGCGCAUCUUUUGCCGGGGACGUGGAGAGUGAAGAUCAGAGUGGAUUGAAACUGUUCUUCAGGGGUCAACAUGUCUGGGAAGCAAUUAUUGAUCAACUCCUGUCUGAGGGACUUGCAAAGGCAAAGCAGGCUUUUCUGACAGGAUGUUCUGCUGGUGGUCUUGCUACCUUCAUACAUUGUGAUAAUUUCCGCAACCGUUUGCCAAAGGACGCCACGGUCAAAUGCCUUGCAGAUGCUGGCUUUUUCCUUGAUGAAAAAGACAUUUCUGGAAAAGAAACCGUUCGGUCUUUUUUUAAUGAAGUUGUCCAUCUCCAGGGUGUUGCAAAAAGUUUGCCUAAUGAUUGCGUCACAGCUAUAGAGCCGCCCCAGUGCUUCUUUCCUCACGAGCUUAUCAAAAGAAUAAAUACACCGCUUUUUAUUCUCAACCCAGCUUAUGAUUUUUGGCAGAUUCAACAUAUUUUGGCACCAUUAGAAUCUGAUCCUGGAGGACAAUGGAGGAGGUGCACGAUGAAUAUUCGCUACUGUAAUUCUAACCAGAUUGAAAUCUUGCAUGGUUUUAGGAAAAGUUUGCUUGAUUCCUUGAACAAAUUCCAGCGAAAUAAAAAGGGGGGCAUGUUUAUCAACUCCUGCUUUGUACACUGCCAAACGAUGAGUAAUAUCACAUGGCACUCACCUACUUCUCCAAGAUUAAGUAAUAAGACUAUCGCUGAGGCAGUUGGAGACUGGUACUUCGAAAGAGGAGUGGUGAUGGAAAUUGAUUGCCCAUAUCCUUGCAAUCCCACAUGCUUUAAUUUGGAAUUCAUCUGAAGCAGGUCUUAUUGAAAACUUUUAGAAGAGAGCUGAAAAAGAUAAGUGAGGAAGAGACUGAAGAUAGAUAGAAACCGGUUUGGAGGAUGUCAAAUAUUGCGAGGAGAUGUAAGACAUUAUGCAAGAGACGCAAAACGUCCAUGAAGAUUUACUGCAGCAAACUACGGGAUAUAAGUCAGGGAUAUUAUCGGUAAAUUUUAAACUCUGAAGAGGUUUUACUAUUUUUCAUUUGAAAAUAUAGAUAUUUUAAUGGUUUAGGGUGUAUUGUUCUAAUUUGUUUUGCUCCUUCAAAUUUAUAUUACUCUGCACAUUCUUAGUUGCAAGUUUGGAUUCUAUGUGCAAUUUUAGAUAAAGACAUAAUUUGAUAUGUAUUACUGUUGUGUAUUACCACUUGUGUGUACCUCUGUGUACCUCUUUUGUGUACAUAUGCGUUAUGCUUCUGUGUGUCGCAUCUUUGUAUCUCUGUGUACCUUUGUAUACCGUUGUUGUGUACCCGUGUACCUCUGCCGUGUACUGAUGUGUACUGCUGAUUUUUGUGUACUGCCAUGUUUAUAUCAGAAUGUUAAAAAUAUUUUUUUUGUGCACAUGAUGUUUAUAACUCUGAGAAUGAAGCAUAUAAUAUAUAUUAUCAUUAUGCUCAUAAUCCUAGUUUUAGUGUUCACAAAGAACAUCGCAAUUACUGACACAAUUCAAAAAAAUA